This is a messenger RNA of Centrocercus urophasianus (Greater sage-grouse), 3476 nucleotides long. It is a transcript of the gene EXT2, whose product is annotated as exostosin glycosyltransferase 2. The transcript is spliced from 14 exons. The coding region runs from base 133 to 2289 and encodes 718 amino acids. Lineage: Eukaryota; Metazoa; Chordata; Aves; Galliformes; Phasianidae. Gene Ontology annotation, cellular component: membrane. The record is from RefSeq and is a predicted model, not a curated record. Gene Ontology annotation, molecular function: glycosyltransferase activity.
CCAUUCUCCGCCCGCGUCCCCGAGCCGCGGAUGGGCGAGGAGCAGCGGAGGUGCCGCGGCUGUGGGGUCGGGUGACGCAAAGCUUGCUGCAGACGUGUGGCCUUGAAGAGACAAGAGAUAAUUGAUGCCAUUAUGUGUGCGUCAGCCAAAUAUAACACCCGGGGUCCAGCCCUCAUCCCAAGAAUGAAAACCAAGCAUCGCAUUUACUACAUCACUCUCUUUUCCAUAGUUCUGCUUGGCCUAAUUGCCACAGGAGUCUUCCAGUUCUGGCCUCACUCCAUCGAGUCGUCCAGUGACUGGACUGUUGAAAAACGCAGUGUCCAUGAUGUGCCUGUGGUCAAGCUUCCUGCUGACAGCCCCAUUCCUGAGCGGGGAGACCUCAGCUGCCGGAUGCACACCUGCUUUGAUGUCUAUCGAUGCGGCUUUAAUCCCAAAAACAAAAUCAAAGUAUACAUCUACUCACUGAAAAAGUAUGUGGAUGAGUAUGGGACGUCAGUGAGCAAUACUAUUUCCAGGGAAUACAACGAGCUGCUGACUGCCAUCUCUGACAGUGAAUACUACACUGAUGAUGUCAACCGAGCCUGCCUUUUUGUGCCAUCCAUAGAUGUCCUCAAUCAGAACACACUCCGUAUCAAGGAGACAGCUCAGGCUUUGGCACAGCUGUCCAGAUGGGAUCGAGGCACAAAUCAUUUACUCUUUAAUAUGCUGCCUGGAGGGCCACCAGAUUACAACACUGCACUGGAUGUUCCUAGAGAUAGAGCUCUGCUAGCUGGUGGAGGCUUUUCCACGUGGACUUACCGGCAAGGCUACGAUGUCAGUAUUCCUGUGUACAGCCCUCUGUCUGCAGAAGUGGAUCUGCCAGAAAGAGGACCAGGUCCCCGCAGGUAUUUCAUUCUGUCAUCUCAAAUGUCUCUGCACCCAGAAUACCAGUCUGAGUUGGAAGCUCUUCAGGCUGAGAAUGGGGAAUCGGUGCUGCUCCUUGACAAAUGUACAAAUCUGUCAGAUGGGGUCCCUGCUGUUCGCAAACGCUGUCACAACAAUCAAAUCUUUGAUUAUCCUCAAGUGCUUCAGGAAGCUACAUUCUGUGUUGUUCUACGUGGAGCCCGCCUCGGACAGGCUGUACUGAGUGAUGUUCUUCAAGCCGGCUGUGUCCCAGUCAUUAUUGCUGACUCCUACAUCCUGCCUUUCUCUGAGGUUCUGGACUGGAAGAGGGCCUCUGUAGUCAUCCCUGAAGAAAAAAUGCCUGAAAUGUACAGUAUUCUGCAAAGUGUUCCCCAACGACAGAUUGAAGAGAUGCAAAGACAGGCAAGGUGGUUCUGGGAAGCAUAUUUUCGAUCGAUGAAAGCAAUCGCUCUUGCUACUCUUCAGAUUAUCAAUGAUAGAAUUUAUCCAUAUGCUGCCAUUUCUUAUGAAGAAUGGAAUGAUCCCCCAGCUGUGAAAUGGAGCAGUGUGAGCAAUCCACUCUUCCUUCCAUUGAUUCCACCACAGUCCCAAGGAUUCACAGCAAUUGUUCUGACUUAUGACAGGGUGGAGAGUCUUUUCCGAGUCAUCACCGAGGUGUCCAAAGUGCCCAGCCUGUCCAAGUUGCUCGUUGUCUGGAACAACCAGAACAAGAAUCCACCUGAAGAUUCCCUCUGGCCAAAGAUUCGUGUUCCUCUGAAAGUUGUUAGGACUGCAGAAAACAAACUCAGUAACCGCUUCUUCCCCUACGAUGAGAUCGAAACAGAAGCAGUGUUGGCUAUUGAUGAUGAUAUCAUUAUGCUAACCUCAGAUGAGCUCCAAUUUGGCUAUGAGGUUUGGCGUGAGUUCCCAGAUAGGUUGGUUGGAUAUCCAGGUCGACUGCAUCUUUGGGACCAUGAGAUGAACAAAUGGAAGUAUGAAUCUGAAUGGACCAAUGAAGUCUCAAUGGUGCUCACUGGGGCAGCAUUUUAUCACAAGUAUUUCAACUAUCUUUACACCUACAAAAUGCCUGGAGAUAUCAAGAAUUGGGUGGAUGCCCAUAUGAACUGUGAAGAUAUUGCCAUGAAUUUCCUAGUGGCAAAUGUCACUGGCAAAUCAGUCAUUAAGGUGACCCCACGGAAGAAGUUCAAAUGUCCAGAAUGCACAGCAAUCGAUGGGUUAUCACUGGACCAGACACACAUGGUGGAAAGAUCUGAAUGCAUCAAUAAGUUUGCCUCUGUCUUUGGGACCAUGCCUCUGAAAGUGGUGGAGCACCGUGCUGAUCCUGUUCUGUAUAAAGAUGACUUUCCUGAGAAACUGAAGAGCUUUCCCAAUAUCGGCAGCUUGUGAAGGCAGCUGUGAGACAAACCUGAGCACUGAAAACACCAGCAGAAGAGGUACUAAGAAGAAUAUAAGGCUCUGAAAGAAAGAAAAAAAAAAAGCUAGAGAGUGGGUUAUAUCUGAGGGAGAUGGCAAUUAAUGUAUUCUGGUGCACUGUCCUCCUUUUAUAUUGCACUAAGAUGUAGUGAAAAGCUGGACAACUCCUUCUCUGUUGCUCGUAGAGGAUUGAAUCUAUUGACAAGUCCUAUCAGAACUGUCAAACAAACAACAAAGGAGGCUGUGCACCUGGGAGAAUAAAACUGAGUUUCUCUCUGUGGUGUGACUGUCUUCUUCAAUUCAAUGUGCUAUGGCCCUCUGGUUUGUAAGCAUCCAUCCAUCUGAAGCAACUGUCUCUGCAUGUAUGGUGCUUUUUUGGGAGAGCCUAUUUUCUGGGUGGUUGGUGGACUUCUGCUUAAUUUUGGUCUUACGUACCUACGUAACAAACAUUUUUUUUCUGGUUAGUGGGACAAAUGUUUAUUUUUUUUACAAUAUCAACAACAAAAAUCAGUAUUUUGCUACGUGGUUUAAAAACCUUUUUCUUUUUUAUACAAAUUGAGGCACGCAGCAGGAUGGUCAUUAAUGCAGAGAGCUGCAGGAUACAACUCCACUUGCUGUAGCCUUCCUUUCUGCAUAAAUCUCAGGUUUUCUUCUGCAUCAAUGCAAGAGACUGGGAGUCUAUGUCAAAACUAGUUGUAUUGUACAGAAAGAAACGUGUCUUUCUCUAUGUUUGUUUUUCGUUAUUCAGCAGAGCAGCCAGGUAACAAUUUUACAUCACAGUCAUGUGUUGCAACAGCAGCUAUAAAGUAAAGGUUUAAUGCUUGGAUUCUCUUCAGCAAACAGUCUGUUUUAAUACUGAUUUGUAAACCACUUCAAUUUUCAGAAAUUCUCACUUACAGCUUUAAUGUGCAGGGUUAUGUGCAUGUGCAAGGUACUAUUAAUGCACACUGUAAUCUGCUGGAAAAGAAUUGCUGGAUCUUAGUUUGUAAUUUAACUAAGGAACCCAUUGCUGCAGGCUGCCAUUGAAACAUAGAGCUCCACUGAAACAUGGAGAUCCCUUACCUUUCUUGCGAGCCUUGGCAAUAUUUCUCAACACUGAAAUUAACUUGAAUUAGAAAACUAAAUUCAGUAAAAUUAGAAAUAAAAUUGCCUGGACUAUU